GUGUGUGUGUGUGUGUGUGUGUGUGUGUGUGUACGUGUGUGUGUGUAUGUGUUUGUAUAACACACACACACACAUUCACAUACAUAUAUAGGGAAAAUGAAGAGGGAAAAAUUAAGGUAAUCGCAAACCGGGUCUCAGACAAUGGUCCGGCAUCGCGUUUAUUGAAUGUUUUGACAAUCUUAAACCAUUGAUACAUUCACGUAAAUACACUCUCUUGAUAAUAAUAAUGCAUUAAAGUGAAGAUAUCGAUAUUCAUAUUGUAGAUGAAUGUUUUAAUUAACAAAAUAGUUAAUAAACGCAAUUGAUUAGAGGAUACCUUUGGACGCGAAUACCCAAAUAUUUUUUGUAUAUAAAAGUAUUGAAAAAAAUAAUAAUCUUAACAUUAAUAUUUAAAAAAAAAAUCUUCCAUAAGCCAGGAUGGGAAGAAGAGAAAUAGGAAGAGUUAGAGAAUAAAAGACGAGCAAAAGAGCAGAAAAUGGGCGAGGAAAUGGGAUAAGAAAGAGGUAAGAGGAACAGAGAGAAGAAAGAAAGAUUAAGAAGGAAGAGGAAGAGCGACGAAAGAAAAACGAAGAAAGGGAAGAAGAUAGAAGGAAGAAGAAGGUGAAAGAAGAGACGGUGCGAGGAAAAGGUAGAAGAGAGAGGAAAGAGGAAGAGAGAGAAGAAAGUGAGAAGAAAGAUGAAAGAGGAGAGAAGAAAGAAAUAGGGAAGAAGAAAAACAAGGAAACAGGAUAGGAAAGAGGAAGAGAGGAAAUAAGAAGUGAGAGUAGCAAGAAGGAAGAAGUUGGAAAGAAGAGAGAAAAACGUGGAAAUAGGGAAGAGUUAGAGAGAGAAGAAAGAAGAAAGAAAUAGGGAAGAAAAGACAAAAACAAGGAAACGAGGUUAAGAAAGAGGGAGAGAGUAAAUAAAGAAUAAAAAAUGAAGAAAAAAAUAAAAAAGAGAACGGGAGAAUAAAUAGGAAAGAAGAGGAGAAGGGAGAAAGGAAAGAGAUAAGAGAAGAGAGAGAGAGAAAAAAGAAGGAAGGAGAGAAAAGAAGAAAAAAGGAGAGAAGAGAAGAAAGAAGGAAGAAGGAGGGAAAAGAAGAAAGAAGGAGAGAAGAGAAGAGGGAAAAAGAAGACAGAGGAGAGAAGAAGGAGAGGGAGAAUUAAGAAGAAAGGAGAGAGAAGAGAAGGGGAAUAAAAAGAAGAGAGACGAGAAUAAGGAGAGAAGAAGGAGAGCGAAAAGAAAGAAGAAAGGAGAGAGAAGAGAAGGAGAAGAAAAAGAAGAGAGAAGAAAGACGCAGAGAGAGAGAAGAAAGAAAGAGAGAGAGAAGAGAGAAGAAAGAAGCAGAGAGAGAAGAGAGAAGAAAGAAGGAACGAGAGAGAGAACAAAGAAGAAAGAAGCAGAGAGAGAAGAGAGAAGAAAGAAGGAACGAGAGAGAGAACAAAGAAGAAAGAAGCAGAGAGAGAAGAGAGAAGAAAGAAGGAACGAGAGAGAGAAGAGAGAAGAAAGAAGCAGAGAGAGAAGAGAGAAGAAAGAAGGAACGAGAGAGAGAAAGAGAGAGAAGGAAGCAGGGUAAAGGAAGAGGCAGAGCGGAAACGUGAGAGAGCGAGACCCUCGAGGAUGAAAGGAGACGAGCUCGUGUACUGGUGGGCCGUCCUCGCCGUCGUGUCCAGUCUGGCUUGGUUCCUGGCCCAAUUCUGUCUGCCGCUAUUAUGCACUCUCCUCAUCAUCUGCUUCUUCGGGCCAUACCACUACCUUCAGUCACACACAUACCUCGACCUGCAGUCCUUCGCCGAGGGAGCGAGGGCGGCCAUUCUGCAGCCAUACCAUGCGCCUCUGGUCACUAUUUUGACGGUCACACUCCCAUGGAUAGCAACGUUCGACAUGUCUAGCAUCAGCGCGGGGAAAUGUUUUGCCCUCGCGCCCGCUUGCUUCGUCUGCUUGGUUGCCCUCGCUAGAAUAAAGGCACUCCUUCGACACUCGUGGGAAGCCGAACAGCAGCGCCUUCUGGAGGAUAUAGGCAACAGCAGAUCGGUGGUGGGCGACGGGCUUGCCAUAGGGUACUACGUCGGGUACUUGAAGAAUCUGUUUUCGGAAUGCGAUGGUUUAGACUUCGUAAAGCGCCUGAGGUCCUUUGAGCAACAGCACAAGAUGAGGCUGGCUUCGCACAAGAUCUACAUCCUCUCCUUCACCUCAUGUACUAACAACCACUCGGCCUUCGAUGUGAUGGACAAAGUGGGAGAGUCCCUGAAGAUGCAGUACACCCGCGGCGGCGUAACACGGACUAUCAACAACACAGUAUAUCGCGGUCGUGUUCCCGGGUUUUAUCCUGGCGUUUAUUUAGAAGAGGAAUUCUACGUUAUUUGCGAGACCCUUUCUCCUAUUAGUACCAUUAGCAGUAUGGAUUGUGUGGGAUUCACCAAGGACGACAAGCUCCGUACCCUUCGGCGCCUGACAAUGAAACUAAACGAAUUCCUUCAGGAGGAUCCGAGCGUAAGGGACUACGUAAGGCUCAUGGAAAUCGAUGAUAUUAACGAUCGCCGUCCCCUUAACCAGUUACUGUGGGAGCAAAUAGAAAAAGACCACCUAGAUAUAACAACUGCGCUGGUGGCCCUCCACUCAUCGAAGAAAAAACACGAAAUGGCCGAACGGAAGUGACAGUUUUGGGAAGAAGAAACAGCGAGAUAGGAAUAAAGUGAUAAAAAACAUACGGUAUGAAUGUUUUGAAAAUAAAAAACAAAGACUUAAGCGAUCAACGAUUGCUUAGUUUGCACCAAAGAAUCAUCAGUCAUCAAACUCCUAUAUGGAAUUGACACACGUUAUGCGCCGGAAAAAUUUCGGUGAACUACCGUGUUUCCUGUUGAUAGGAGGAGAAUAUGAUAUUAUGUGAAGUUAGGACUUUGAACCACAAAGGCCUGGGUUCUAGACGGUCCAUCUGACGAGAACCUAGUAAAGACGAAGCUGCUAGAAGUGGAUGUCAGGUAUUGGCAUAUAUCGUUGCAAAUUAUGAUUUUGGCUUAAAUGGAACUGCGAACAAAGAAAGGAUAUUUGUUUCUGUUUAUAUUGCACCCCCCCCCCUCCAACACCACCACCCCUCUCACUCAAAUGAGAAGUGUGUGUGUGUGUGUGUGUGUGUGUGUGUGUGUGUGUGUGUGUGUGUGUGUGUGUGUGUGUGUGUGUGUGUGUGUGUGUGUGUGUGUGUGUGUGUGUGUGAGUGGCUCUUAUGCCAGGUGUCGCCCAUGCACACUGAUAGACGCCAUCAACAGCAUUUCCUUCAACGCCGGAAAGAACAAAGAGAAGGUCCUUCCUCCGCGAAUAAACAAGUAAUACUCAACCAUAACCCGAGGGUCAGUGUCACCCUUGGCACGAAUUUUCAGGACUUAAUCGAGUGCGAUCUGAGACGUUACCUUAAGAGAUAUGGAUAACAAUAAACAGACAAUAAAAGAGAUGGAUACGUAAAAUAAUAGAUAAUUCAACGACAGGUAUAAUGAUGAGAUAAAUGAAUAAUAAGUAUAUAGCAAACAAGUAUCUUUUUAGACAUGAAACACGUUCUUAUCGUCCUAUUUUCAGAUAACAAAUAUCCUGUGGCGGUUUUCGAUAAUCGUGAAUUACAGAAACACCUGUUAAAUAUACAGUAUAACAUAGAAUAUAAUAUCUACAUACAGUAUACAGUAUCAAAGGAUAUAAUAUAUAUGUAUAAUGUAUAUAUACACAUAUGUUAUAAUAUAUAUAUAUAUGUAUAUAUAUAUAUAUAUAUAUAUAUAUAUAUAUAUAUAUAUAUAUAUAUAUAUAUAUAUAUAUAUAUUGUAGUGUCAUAAGAUAUAGAUCCCUAUUUUCUGUCAUAUUGUUUUUACAGUUUGAAUCAUGUGAAUGUUGUUUUUUUUUCUGUACAGUUGAUUAUGAGAUCUUAAUGUACAUUAUUAGUGUUAAGAUGAUAAGAGUAGCAUUUUAGUCAUAGCAGUGUCAAUAAUGGAUCUUAAAAUGUCUGUAUUUAUGUCAAUAAAAUAAAGA
Messenger RNA from Penaeus indicus, 3990 nucleotides. RefSeq lists its product as uncharacterized. Gene Ontology annotation, biological process: innate immune response; reticulophagy; activation of innate immune response. Gene Ontology annotation, molecular function: cyclic-di-GMP binding; 2',3'-cyclic GMP-AMP binding. The record is from RefSeq and is a predicted model, not a curated record. Lineage: Eukaryota; Metazoa; Arthropoda; Malacostraca; Decapoda; Penaeidae. Bases 1600 to 2637 code for a protein of 345 amino acids. Gene Ontology annotation, cellular component: autophagosome; endoplasmic reticulum membrane. The transcript is spliced from 10 exons.